Messenger RNA from Lecanosticta acicola, 696 nucleotides. Lineage: Eukaryota; Fungi; Ascomycota; Dothideomycetes; Mycosphaerellales; Mycosphaerellaceae. The record is from the annotation of a GenBank genome assembly.
AUGGCUCUCUUCAAGCAUCGCGUGAAGUCGGCAAAUGCCAACACUGCGACUUCGGCGGCCCAGAAAGGUGAAAAGAAUCGUCCUGCAACGACAGCUGGUACGCGCAGAUCCUACGACAAUAACAUGCUGAACAGGCGACCAACAUUUGGACAAUGGCUCAAGGCGACAUUGUUCGAUAUCCUCACCAUGAUUGCGAUGGGCGCCGUUGGCCUUGAUAUCUAUGAAGCCCCUCCCGCACCUUCCAGAUCAUUCCCCAUCUACUAUCCCGACGGCGACCUUGUCUAUCCCGAGUUCGCAUAUCCGUUGCGCAAAGAGAUUGUCCCAAUAUGACUCGCUGCACUGUUGGCCGCCCUGGUACCUAUCGCCAUCAUUCUGUUCAUGCAGAUCCGUGUCCGCUCAUUCUCGGAUGCGAACAACGCCAUCAUUGGAUUGCUGUACAGCUUGAUCAUAGCUGCGGUCUUCCAGGUCUUCCUGAAAUGGCUCAUCGGUGGGCUCAGACCUCAUUUCCUCGCCGUACGCAAACCUGCAGUACCUUUUGGAGCUCAGCUUGGCCAUGGCUUUAACAAUCUCAUGUACGAUCGAAAGAUCUGCACCGGCGACGAGAAAGAGAUCGACGAUUCUCUCGAAUCCUUCCCCUCUGGCCACACCACCGCCGCUUUCGCUGGCUUCGUAUAUCUCUACAUCUAUCCCUCCUAA